AUGAACCUCCCGGUGACCCCCACUGGCCGGAGAGCUGCUCUUCUGCCGCUUUGUCUGCUCUUCCUAAAGACCUGGGUGCCAGUGCACAGCUACCUCUACAACAACCGCUAUGCCGGUGAUAAAGUAAUACGGCUUGUUCCGGAGAGCGAGAGAGAAGCACAAGCACUGAAUGCCAUAUUUCACCAGCUUACGGUGGACCUGUGGCAGCCCAGCAGCAUCUUCCACAUCUCAGAGGGUACAGUCACAGAUGUACAUGUUCCAGGGAACAGUUCACAAAUUCUGCUACCCUACCUGCAACAAGCAAACAUCAAAUACACGAUCAUCAUAUCUGAUCUACAGAAAGUGAUAGAAAAACAAAGUGGUUUGCGAUCAUGUAGGAAUCGUAGAUCAGUACCAGGAUACAACUAUGAAGUGUACCACUCACUGGAAGAAAUUCAAAGUUGGAUGUAUCGUCUGAACAAAACCCAUUCAGAUCUCAUUCAUAUGUUCUCUGUUGGAAAAUCAUAUGAAGGGAGACCUCUGUUUGUACUAAAGUUAGGUAAAAGAUCACGGCCUUACAAGAGAGCUGUCUGGAUAGACUGUGGCAUUCAUGCAAGAGAAUGGAUUGGUCCUGCCUUCUGCCAAUGGUUUGUAAAAGAAGCUCUUCAGACAUAUCAGAGUGAUCCCGCCAUGAGAAGGAUGCUAAAUCAGCUGUAUUUCUACAUCAUGCCAGUAUUUAAUGUGGAUGGAUACCAUUUUAGCUGGACCAAUGAUCGAUUUUGGAGAAAAACAAGGUCAAAGAACUCACAGUUUCGUUGCCAUGGUGUAGAUGCUAAUCGUAACUGGAAAGUGAAAUGGUGUGAUGAGGGGGCUUCCUUUCACCCAUGUGAUGAUACGUACUGUGGUCCCUUUCCCGAGUCUGAGCCUGAAGUAAAGGCUGUAGCUCACUUUCUUCGCAAACGCCGGAAACAAAUAAAAGCCUAUCUGUCUUUUCAUGCAUAUGCUCAGAUGUUGCUGUAUCCAUACUCUUACAAGUAUGCAACAAUUCCAAAUUUCAGUUGUGUGGAAUCUGCAGCUUAUAAUGCUGUUAAUGCUCUUCAGUCCGCUUAUGGUAUCAGAUACAGAUAUGGCCCUGCUUCUAGCACUUUGUAUGUGAGCUCUGGUAGUUCUAUGGACUGGGCCUACAAAAAUGGCAUCCCCUAUGCAUUUGCAUUUGAGCUGCGUGACACUGGCCAUUUUGGAUUUUUACUUCCUGAGACUCUGAUCAAACCCACUUGUACAGAGACCAUGCUAGCAGUUAAAAAUAUAACUAUGCAUUUGCUAAAGAAGUGUCAUUGA
Emys orbicularis (European pond turtle) is the source of this 1317-nucleotide messenger RNA. RefSeq names its product carboxypeptidase A6 (gene CPA6). The transcript has 11 exons. Bases 1 to 1317 code for a protein of 438 amino acids. NCBI's taxonomy places the organism in Eukaryota, Metazoa, Chordata, Testudines, Emydidae. Gene Ontology annotation, biological process: proteolysis. Gene Ontology annotation, molecular function: zinc ion binding; metallocarboxypeptidase activity. The record is from RefSeq and is a predicted model, not a curated record.